This is a messenger RNA of Punica granatum (pomegranate), 2374 nucleotides long. The record is from RefSeq and is a predicted model, not a curated record. NCBI's taxonomy places the organism in Eukaryota, Viridiplantae, Streptophyta, Magnoliopsida, Myrtales, Lythraceae.
CAGCUAACAUCAUUGGAGACAAAAAUACUGUGUUUUUUGUUGUCAGUCCAUACUUUUGUUGCCUUCCAACAGCACCUCGCAAUCUCCAUCGCCAUGGAAGGAGCAAGCUCAGCUUCCAUCAGGUGGGCUUUGCUCUGCACACUCCUCUGCUUAUCCCUCAGCCUCUCACAUUGCAAUGUUACUUACGACGGGAGGUCACUCAUCAUCGACGGCCACCGGAGAAUCCUUUUCUCUGGCUCCAUUCACUACCCAAGAAGCACUCCUCAAAUGUGGGAAGGCCUCGUUCGGAAGGCGAAGGAUGGCGGAUUGGACGUUAUCGACACAUACGUGUUUUGGAAUGUUCAUGAGCCGUCUCCUGGAAAUUAUAACUUUGAAGGAAGAUAUGAUGUGGUUCGGUUCAUCAAGACCGUCAGAGAUGCUGGGAUGUACGUACAUCUUCGUAUUGGGCCUUACAUUUGCGGGGAGUGGAAUUUUGGAGGAUUUCCCGUAUGGUUGAAGUUUGUUCCGGGCAUUAGCUUCAGGACGGAUAAUGAGCCUUUCAAGCUGGCUAUGAAAAAAUUCACUCAGAAAAUCGUUCAAAUGAUGAAAGUUGAACACUUGUUUCAGUCUCAAGGAGGUCCCAUAAUCCUUUCACAGAUUGAGAAUGAAUAUGAGCCCGUCAAGAAGAUAUUCGGGGAAGCGGGAAAAGCUUAUAUGAAUUGGGUUGCGAAUAUAGCAGUUGGAAUGGGGACCGGCGUCCCCUGGGUUAUGUGCAAAGAAGAUGAUGCCCCUGACCCAGUGAUAAACACAUGUAACGGUUUCUACUGCGAUUACUUCUCCCCCAACAAACCUUAUAAACCAACAAUGUGGACCGAGGCCUGGACUGGGUGGUUUACGGAUUUCGGGGGCCCGCUCUACAAGCGGCCAGUUGAGGAUUUGGCAUUUUCAGUUGCCCGCUUCAUUCAGAAAGGAGGCUCUUUUGUCAACUACUACAUGUACCAUGGAGGUACCAAUUUCGGUAGAACUGCAGGAGGACCCUUCAUCAUCACGAGCUACGACUAUGAUGCUCCCAUCGAUGAAUAUGGCUUGAUCAGGCAGCCCAAGUACGGACACUUGAAGGACCUACACAGUGCUAUGAAGCUAUGCGAGCGAGCUCUCCUCAAUGCAAAUCCUGUUGUUGAGCCCCUAGGAAACUACGAACAGGCUCAUGUAUUUUCAUCAACCUCGGGGGGCUGUGCGGCUUUCCUCUCCAAUUACCGUACAAAUUCCAACGUAAGGGUGACUUUCCGAAAUAGGCACUACGACUUGCCGCCUUGGUCUAUAAGCAUUCUUCCUGAUUGCGUUAACGAAGCCUUCAACACUGCAAAGGUGAGAGUCGGGACCAUGGAGUUCCAAUUUUUGCCCCUGAAAACGGGAUUGAAACCGUGGGAAUCUUUUAACGAGGGCGUAUCGUUCGUUGAAGAAGAUUCAAAAAUAUCAGUAGCUGGCCUGCUGGAGCAGCUAAACAUGACCAGAGAUGCUACAGACUAUCUCUGGUAUACUACUAGUGUUGAUAUCAGUCCAUCCGAGUCAUUUGGGGGCAGAAGCCCUCUUCUUAGAGUUCAGUCGGCAGGUCAUGCCAUGCACGUCUUCAUUAACGGGCAAUUAUCAGGUUCCGCCUUUGGCACACGGGAGAAAAGGAGAUUCAACUUUGCCGGAAACAUCAAUUUACGUGUUGGAACCAAUCGGAUUUCACUGCUCAGUGUUGCGGUUGGAUUGCAGAACCAAGGUUCCCACUUUGAGUCUUGGAGCACGGGCAUAGCAGGACCAGUCACAUUAGAAGGCCUGGAUCGAGGGACGAGAGACUUGUCAUGGCAGAAAUGGUCUUACAAGGUUGGCCUUAAGGGAGAAUACAUGAAUCUACACUUACCAGAUUCCUCUCAAUCGGGUAGUUGGAUGCACGAGUCCUCCAUAAUGCAGAAACAGCAACCUCUAACUUGGUACAAGACUUAUUUCGAUGCACCAGAGGAGGAUGAGCCAUUGGCCUUGGACAUGGGAAGCAUGGGGAAAGGUCAGGUGUGGAUCAAUGGGCAGAGCAUUGGAAGGUACUGGACUGCCUUAGCUAAGGGAGAAUGCGGCGGUUGCAGCUACUCUGGCACUUAUCGUCCUGUGAGAUGUCAAUCGCGAUGCGGGCACCCAACUCAACAAUGGUACCACGUGCCACGCUCUUGGCUGAAGCCGACCGACAACCUUCUCGUUGUGUUCGAAGAAAUAGGCGGGGAUGCAUUGAGGAUCAGUCUAAUGAAAAGAUCAGUUUCCGCUGCCUAAGUUAUGAAAAGUAAGAUUGGAAAUACCUUAUUGUGUAUUAUCAAUGCUUCCGGGUAAUAUAGUUCGUCACACCGAGUAGAGCUCUAAA